AUGGAAGAGGGAAAUCACUCGGUGGUGACUGAAUUCAUUCUCUCAGGACUGACAGACCGUCCGGAGCUGCAGGUCCCCCUGUUUGUGUUGUUCCUACUGAUUUAUGUUGUCACCAUAGUAGGGAAUGGGGGGAUGACCUUGUUAAUCACGAUUGAUCCCCGACUCCACACCCCCAUGUACUUUUUCCUCCGGAGUUUGUCUUUCUGUGAUCUCUGCUAUUCCUCAGUAAUUGUCCCUAAGAUGCUGCAGGAUUUCUUAGCAGAGAGAAAAAGCAUUUCGCACGCUGCCUGUGCUGUGCAAAUAUACCUCCUUGUCUCUUUUUCAGAUACUGAGUGUCUCUUGCUGGCUGUGAUGGCGUAUGACCGUUAUGUGGCCAUCUGUAACCCACUGCUCUAUAGCAUCAUCAUGUCCAGGCAGCGUUGUAACCAGCUGGUGGCCGUGGUGUGCGCUAUGGGGUUGGUGGAUGCAAUGAUACAAUCAUGUUGUAUAUUUCAGCUGUCAUUCUGCCGCUCCAACAUCAUCAACCAUUUCUGCUGUGACAUCCCCCCAUUGCUGCCACUCUCCUGCUCUGACACCAGCAUCAGUGAGACUGCGAUGUUUGCCUCCAUAUGCUACAUUGUAGCCACCAGUUUAGUCACCAUCCUCCUCUCCUAUGUCUGUAUCAUCUCCACCAUCCUGAAGAUCAGCUCUGCCGAGGGCCGGCGCAAAACCUUCUCCACCUGCACUUGUCACUUGAUCACAGUGGGCAUGUUUCAUGGCAUUCAACUCUUCAUGUAUUUACGUCCCUCCUCCAGCUAUUCCCUGACCACGGACAAAAUAGCCUCGGUGUUUUACACGGCAGUGAUCCCCUUUUUGAACCCCCUCAUCUACAGCCUGAGGAACAGGGAGGUGAAGGACGCCCUGAAGAAAGUAAUCAAUAAAUUCCUAAGCCAUCUGUGA
Pelodiscus sinensis (Chinese soft-shelled turtle) is the source of this 939-nucleotide messenger RNA. Its product is annotated as olfactory receptor 8U9-like. Gene Ontology annotation, molecular function: G protein-coupled receptor activity; olfactory receptor activity. Gene Ontology annotation, cellular component: membrane. Gene Ontology annotation, biological process: G protein-coupled receptor signaling pathway. The record is from RefSeq and is a predicted model, not a curated record. NCBI's taxonomy places the organism in Eukaryota, Metazoa, Chordata, Testudines, Trionychidae.